Cephus cinctus (wheat stem sawfly) is the source of this 865-nucleotide messenger RNA. RefSeq names its product short neuropeptide F. The transcript is spliced from 4 exons. Bases 155 to 478 code for a protein of 107 amino acids. NCBI's taxonomy places the organism in Eukaryota, Metazoa, Arthropoda, Insecta, Hymenoptera, Cephidae. The record is from RefSeq and is a predicted model, not a curated record.
UAUAUAAAGCGACGGGCGCCACCGUCACACUUCGUAUCAUUACCUCCGUAACGCGUACCACUGUUCCCCACGAAUUACGAAUCUUCCUUGUUUGAGAAGAGCCAACGGUAUCGAGUCACUGAGCAUAAUCGUUUGUUGCAGAAAUUGCAUAAUUAUGAUGACCAGCCGCUACUAUGCCGGUACUCUUGUCCUUUUUGUCGUCCUGGGAAUCGCGUUGGCUUCUGAAACCUACAUGGAUUAUCCGGAUGAUGCUGCAGCGAGGUCCGCAGAAAAUAUUCACGAACUUUAUAAAAUCUUGUUGCGACAUAAUGCUCUGGACAACGGCGGGAUCGCUGCACUCCCUUUCGAACAUCUAAUGAUUCGUAAAUCUCAACGUUCACCUUCACUUCGCUUGCGAUUUGGUCGAUCCGGUCCUCUUGUCUCGGCGGGCGUAUUGCGAAGAUCUGCACUGGAUGCUGCAAAUUACGAAGACAACUGAAAGGCCCUUCAAAUAAUUUUCAUAAUCGGAUGUGGCUUUCUUUCUAUAAAUUAUACGCAUAAUAUUAGUCCAAAUGAUGUAUACGCAUUGUUUUUGUGUCAGAGGUAUAUUUGAUGUCCGCGUAGCAGGAAAUUUAAUUAACAAUAACUAGGAAUUACAUAUUGAGGUUAUAUUGAAGUAAAACAGUAAUAUACAGUAUGACGGAAGGCGUUUGGCCUAAACGGUAUCAGGUCAUAUUAAAUAACAGUGAAGAAAAAUGAACCAGUGUCUUUUUACGAUAGCGUUUAUUUAACUGAUAUAUUUUUUAUGACAAAUUUCUGUUCAGCUCACCGUCUUUUAUUGUGUUAUUAAUAAAUGUGCCAAAUAUUGCCAUCCCAGCAUUACAAA